Messenger RNA from Elaeis guineensis (African oil palm), 2375 nucleotides. Its product is annotated as protein OSB3, chloroplastic/mitochondrial. Gene Ontology annotation, cellular component: mitochondrial nucleoid. The record is from RefSeq and is a predicted model, not a curated record. Lineage: Eukaryota; Viridiplantae; Streptophyta; Magnoliopsida; Arecales; Arecaceae. Gene Ontology annotation, biological process: positive regulation of helicase activity; mitochondrial DNA replication. Gene Ontology annotation, molecular function: single-stranded DNA binding.
UUUCCGCCCCCAUUCUGGCCGAAGCCAACCGAACCCUCGCGUCGGCCGCCGAGAACUAGGGUUUUUAUAUACACUUGCACUUCCCAACUCCGAAAUUUUCUGGGGUUUUAGCUCGCUCAUUUUCUCCCUCUCCGUCUCGAUCUCUUCUCCGCCUUCAUGAAUCUCUCCCGAGCAUUCGCCUCCCUGCUCUCCUCCUCCUCCUCGUUCCAAUACAAAAAAUGGCUAUCGAUUCGUCCCAUCGUAAUUGCCGCCUUCCAGUCCUCCGCUCUUUUGUCCACCGCCGCCGCCGCCACCGCCGCCGUUGCCACCGCCGCACCGGCCAAGCGCACCCAUAAGGGAAACUCGAAACCUAAGCCGGAACAGGACCGUCUAGGGAUUUCGAAUUCCGACUGGAAUCCCUCGGGUCCGAAGGAUCUGCCCAGGCCGAGUGAGGUCCCCUUCCAGCCCAGGGUUGCCAAUUUGGUGCACCUCGUCGGGACUGUCGGCGUGCCCGUCCAGCUCCAGACCUUGCCCAACGGCAUGUACGCCGCUGUGUCGGUCCUUGUUCAGGAAAAUACUAAGAAGGGUUUGCCACAGUUCUGGAUUCCAAUUAUUUUUCAAGGUGAUUUGGCACAAUGUGCUGCAUGUUAUUUGAAGGAAAAUGACCUUAUCUACAUAACUGGACAAUUAAGUGGAGAUGCACCUCCAUUCACAGUUAAAGAUGCUCAAACUAAAAUACAGGUCUUAGCUCAUAGCAUAAGUUUUGUGCAAAAAGAAUGUCCAGAAAAGGAAGGCCAGAAAGUGUCUGAAAAACAUGAGGUGGCUUCAGAUAGUUCAGCUGAGCUGGAGGAAAAUUCAUCCGUCCUGCACUUAUGGAAUGACCUUCUUGCAAACCCUCAUGAAUGGUGGGAUAACAGAUCAAGUCAGAGCUAUCCGAAAUCUGCAGCAUUUAAACACAAGGAAAGUGGCCAAUUACUUUGGAUAGAUGAGUCAACUCCAGAGUGGGUUUUAUCAAAAUUGGAUGGUCUGUCAUUCAAAAAGAGUGGCAACUUAAAGAAGCCAGAGAGUUCUAUGAAAUUAUGGAACGAUCUUGUUGUCAAUCCACAACAGUGGUGGGAUAAUCGGAUGGAUAAAGUGAAUGGAUUGAAAAUUUCCAAGUACCCAGAUUUUAAGCACAAGGAUGAUGGGAAAGGAUUAUGGCUUGCUAGUGCACCAGAUUGGGUGUUACCGAAAUUGGAUGGCUUAGUGUUCGAUGGAAGCAAUAAUACAGAAAAUCAAGGGACAAAAAAGAAUGUAAUACAAGCUCAGAACACUGAAAAUGGAAUUGUUAGUGGGGAAAUUCAUAAAUUUAACAAAGGAAAAAAUUCUUCCGCGAUAUCUAAAAAGAAGAAUAAUGAGGAUUUAUGGAGAAGUCUUGUGGAAAAUCCAAGCAAAUGGUGGGACAACCGAACAAAUAAGUUGAAACCGAACUCUCCUGAUUUUAAACACAAGGAUACUGGCGAAGCUUUGUGGCUUGGUUCUUAUACACCUCAAUGGGUUCUGCAAAAGUUGCCUCCAUUGAAUACUGAGAAAAAAGUUGUUGGCCAUGAUAAGGCCACCCUCGGAUCAGCUACCCUGCCUUUCUGAGCUACACAAGCUGCUGUUUUGACUCUUACUCAGGUUCAUGUUCUCUACCCUGCAUGAUUAUCUGAGGCCUUUUUCAAGUCUCAAUGAAUGCGAGACAGCAAUUGUGUUUCCUCAGCAGCAACAAGAAAAAUGUCUAUAUGCCUUUGCAUCCAUUCAUGUGUUGAUUUGCUCCUGAUGCAAGUGCAAGUGCUAACUGCAUCCAUGUCAAGUUGUGGUGCAAGUCGCAUUCUCCUCAACAUAAUGAGCUAAUGAUCCAAAAGGUUCAGUAAUCUGGCAUAAAGAAAUCUUCUUCUGAUCUAGAUUAGAUUGACAUGUACUAGUAUUGAUAUCAUGUAUAUCAAAUAUAUAUCAAAUAUGUGUUGUUACUGAGAAGAAAAUCACCGAUAUCCCUGAGUUAAACUUAGACCUUUUUACUGAGCAAUUCCCAACUGUUAGAAUAGAGUUCUUGUACAUGUCAGUUGUCUUGCUCUCCUUUUUGAACAUUUUUUUAUUGUUUCAUGUAAUUGGAACAUUUGCAAGUUCAACUAGAGCAACAGCCCUUUUAUUGUGUUGCUGUAAGUGCAUGGUGAUAUGUAACCUCAACUUCAGUAUACAGCUUCAAUGCUGCAACUUGACCUAUGGAUUGCUUGAGUUUGCAGGGGCCGAGGGCAGCGGUAAAACAUUGAUUAGAAUUAUGCUCGAGUAUUAAGUUGCAACUCCAGCUAGGGAGUAGCUUCAAUUCUUGGCAAAUGCUCUGUAAAUGAGAACAAUGAGAAUUGCUGUUACCAGAA